ACUGCCAAUCCGUUAACUCUGGGGCGCGAAUAUCCCUCUCAUCCUCCCACACAAGACAUCAGUUCCUGCUUUUUAUUGUCUUACAAACCGUUUGAACUGGGCCCUGCUCGCCUGGCAGGUGAAUGCGCUCAGUCGAGCCAGACUCCGACCAGCUUCGGUGGUGCAGCCGAGUGGCUGCCUCUCGAGGAUGAGUCAUUGGUCCGGUGGCCUUCGCCAGCGCAACUGCCUAACCGUGUAGCUCGCUUCAGGGCUGGCGAGGCGGCGAAAGUAGACUUUCAUCUGGCAAGCUUCGGGACUCUAUCGAUCCGCCGAAUGAGCUUGCGCCGUGAGUAG
Messenger RNA from Protopolystoma xenopodis, 333 nucleotides. The record is from the annotation of a GenBank genome assembly. NCBI's taxonomy places the organism in Eukaryota, Metazoa, Platyhelminthes, Monogenea, Polystomatidea, Polystomatidae.